AUGUUAAUGACUCGGAGGCCCCCGGAAGUAGGAGCGAGACGCCACACACCGAGGCAGAGAGCAUCUGCAGCAACCUUGCACACCAACAAAUGUAAAAGGUCCCCGAAGAUGUUGACACACUCCCGGUCAACCCAGCUAUUAGGCUUCACGUUCUGUAGUGAAAGUUUGCCGCAGGGACCUAGAGAGGAGCCACAGGGACCUAGACAGGAGCCACAGGGACCUAGAGAGGAGACCCUAGAGGAAAUGAAUCAGACCUCGUCUUGCAUGAAGAUGGUCAUUGGUUUUUGGGAACCAUAUCUCUUGAUCUUGGACACCAAUCCUCCUUAUAAGGUAGAGGGCGUUGCUAAAGACAUCAUCGGCAUUAUCAUGGAAAAACUGAAUUUGUGCUACGAGUUAGUGAAACCAGACGAAGAAGACUUCGGAUUUCAGUUGCCUAACGGAACAUGGAACGGAGCGUUAGGCUUCCUUAACAGGAGCGAAGCGGACAUGUCGAUGGCGGUGUUCAUGAUGUCAGCAAGCCGAGGCAAGGCGGUUGACUUCAGCGAACCAGUCUACAUGGAGGAGCAGACUCUCGGUUUCCCUAGACCGAAGUUCGGGUCGGACAUUGCGGGGAUUAUCAAACCAUUUGCGCUCGAUCUUCCAAAGACUAUUGAGCCAUUUAGCCUUGAAAUUCAAGCUUCCAAAGACUAUUCUGUAACUGUAGUCGAAACUUAUAGGACCUUCUUCGUCUUUCAGAUGUGGGUGGCCAUCAUGCUGAGUUUACCCGUCAUCACUUCGCUGAUGUUUCUCCUCAAUAAGGCGAAUAAUUAUGCCCUGUCAUUCGCCAGGGACGCUGGCGUCACGACGGAUGAUAAAGGAAUCGCCAAACCGUCUAUUUGGUCGCUGUGCGCCUUGCUGAUGCAAUCCGUCCCUUGGGAGCCAAAGGACACGUCCGCACGUACGGUGUCCGGAAUGUGGCUCCUGACGGCCUUCAUCAUUGCCACCGUCUACCGCUCUAACCUGGUGGCUAUGCUGGUGGCUCCCCUCCUGAAGCUGCCCUUCAACAGCUUCGAGGAACUGGCCGCUACCCAUUACAAGCUUUACAUAGCUCCUGGAAGCCGUAUGUACGACGCUUGGAAGAAAGCUGAGCCUGGAUCGGUCUUGUGGAGUGCCAGGAAUAACUUCUUCAGUGACGUGCCGUAUAUGGUGGCUUCUCGACGAUAUCUGAAUGAGGAAAUAGGCGUCUGUUCGACUAGAAUAACCCUUGAAUACGGACAACAUCUGGCUUUUUCCGCUAAAGGCUACUGUGGAUUAUACCUGAUACCUAGAGACAGGAAUAUCUUCAAAGGAACUCCAGUAUCCUUUGCUUUCCCGAAGAAAUCUGAACUCAAGGCUAAAGUGGAUCCCAUCAUUCGAAACCUCAAGGAGUCUGGGAUCACUGAAUAUCUGUUGAGGAAUAAGAUGCCCAACGCCACCGAGUGUCUGAAGCCUCUUGGAUCUAUCAAAGCCAACAGCAAGAGACCUCUAGAAGUGAAGGAUUUUUAUGGUGCCCUAUGCGUACUUUUUGCAGGUACAGCAUUGAGCACCAUCGUCUUCAUCUGUGAGAUAAAGAAGAAGAAGCAGAGGCAACAACCAAAAGAAGAAAACUUCUUAGUCGUCUCUGUUACGAAAGAGGAUGACUAG
This is a messenger RNA of Macrobrachium nipponense, 1662 nucleotides long. Its product is annotated as ionotropic receptor 25a-like. Lineage: Eukaryota; Metazoa; Arthropoda; Malacostraca; Decapoda; Palaemonidae. Gene Ontology annotation, molecular function: ligand-gated monoatomic ion channel activity. The transcript has 12 exons. The record is from RefSeq and is a predicted model, not a curated record. The coding region runs from base 1 to 1662 and encodes 553 amino acids. Gene Ontology annotation, cellular component: membrane.